AUGAAAUUAAAUAUUUCAGGAACAUCUAUUAACACUAAAUCAUCUCUUAAUACAAAAAAAGAAUAGGAUAUUAAGAAUCUAAAAUAGAAUGAUGAUCAUAUCUUUUUUGAUCUAACAGAAUUUUAAACAUCUGAUUCAAACACACCAUUAAGUAUUUAACUGAAAGAAACUACUAUAACUAAUUAAUAACAAAAUAAACAUUUUUUCCCAUCCAAACCAAUUUUAUCAGAAAAUAAAUUACCACCUUUAAAUUCUAGAUAUCAUUUAGUAUAAGAAAUUUCAAGAGAAUAGAUUAUAAAAAAGAAACUAUUUAAAGAAAAUUAUUCUGUAAUGUCUUUACCUUCCGCAUAAUCCUUAUUUUCUUCUAAAAGUCAAUCAAUUGAUUAUUAGAAGCUAGGAUCAGAAAUAGUUAAUGCUCCAAAUUCUUAAGAUUAUUAUAAAUUUUAUAAACAUUCAAAAAAAUGUUUAGAUAUCCAAUCAUUUAAUGAAACUCCAAAUAAUAUUUAUGUAAAUUUAAAUAAAGCUAUGGAAUAAUAAUAAUGUAUGCCAAGAAAAAUGUAAAUUAUUGAUAAUCAUAAUAAAAAAGAUAUUAGUGUUGCUGGUUAAUUAAGUAGUCAAUAAUAUAUUAAGAUGUUUGCUGCAGGAUUAGCAUCAUCAACAUUUACUCAAUUAGAAAGACUUAAUUUGAGUUCAAAUAAUCUUAAUAAUGAAGAUUUGGAAAUUAUUUUGGAUCAAUUACCAAAAUCUGUUUAAUGUUUGGAUUUUAAAAAUAAUAAGAUCUCUAAAAAUGGAUGCUUAUUUUUAUAAAAGUUACUAUUAAAACAACAUUAAUUUUUAAUUGAACUUAAUUUAGAAAACAAUUAAAUUGGAGAUUAAGGCUUAAAAUAUUUAAUUGAUUCAUUGUAAAAUAAUAAAUGUUUAAGAGUUCUUAAUUUAUCUCAUAAUUAAAUUUAAGAUUCAAUAAUGGAAUAAUUUGGAAAAAUGAUGAAAAAAGUAUAUAUAAAUAUAUUAUUAAUAAUAGAAUAAUAUCAUAUAGGAAUUAUAUUUACAUUACAAUAAAAUAACAUUUAAUGGAGGUAUAUUCUUUUUCAAAGGAUUAAGCAAGAAUACAGUAUUGAAAGUUUUGGAUAUUUCAUUUAAUAAAUUAGGAGGAAAUAAAGAUUGCACUAAUGAAAUAUGUAAUUUGAUUGCCAGACCUCAUCCUGAAUUAAUUCACUUAGAUUUAUCACACAAUGAUUUCAAAUCUAUGGAUUCUUAAAAAAUAGCAAAUGAAUUAGAGUUCAAUAAAAUUAUAUAUGGAUUUCAUUUUGAAGGUAAUUCAAAUUAUCAAAUAAAUCAUAAAGGAUAUCUCAAAGAAUAAAAAAAUAAAAAAUUAGUAACUGAAUCAUAAUAAGAUGAUAUUAAUAUAGAAGAAUAAGAUAAAAAACAACUUGAAAUAAAAAUGUAAUAAAUGGAAUAGUAAACUUAAAAGAAAAAAAAUGAAUUCAUAAGAAUUUAAAGUGUAGAUAUAGUAAAUUUAUAGUUAGAAAAUUGUUGGAUUUGUUAAGGUUGGGUUGAAGUUCUAUUUUAAUGGAAACCACAUAAAUCUGGACUCAUAGAUGAAGAUCCAAUAUUUAUUCAUCUUGAAUUUGAAGAUUAUUAACCAUCAUUUAUGUAAAAAACACCUGAAGGAAACUUUAUAUUACAUAGAAUGUGUCCACCCAAUCAAACAAUCAGAUAUUUCUUUAGUAAUCCAAUAUAAAAUGUCUAAGUUUAUGCUAAAGAUUAAAAGACUAUCUAAACUUAAGCUCAUUCUUAAUUAAGAAAUUUUGGUGUACAAAUGGAAUAUUCAAAUGGUAAAGUAUUAUAAAGUUAACCAUUACAUACUGUUAAUAUGAUUCAAACAUCAUAAUCUGCUCCAAUCUUUGAUAAAAAGAAACAUUAUCUAGCUAAUAUUCAAUGUAAACCAAGAGAACUUGAGAAAAUAGUUGAAUUUGAUGUUGAAUUGGCUAAGAAAAGAAAAUGGACUUUAGAUAAUUCAAUUUUCAAGGAUUUCGAUGAAGAUACAGAAGUGCAUUUAGAAUAAUGUUUGGAAGCAGAUUUAGAGAACAGUAAAAUAUUAAGGCAUUUAAUCAAUCAUAAUGAGAUUAAUCCUCUAAAAGUAUAUUGAAUUGAUUUAUUUAUAGGAAUAAUUAAAGAAGUAUUACAAAUACAUAAUUUCAUGCUAUAAAUAUUUAGCAUCAUAAUAAUGUGAAUAAGAUUUUCCAAGAAUAAAUAUUUAAACAAUAUAAGGUUUUUAUUAUCAAUCUAAAAAUAAUCAAUUGAUUAAAUAAGUAGAUUGGGAAAUCUGUUUAAUUAGUACCAUAGUUAUUAAAGACUUUAAAUCUUAAUUUAUUUAAGAAAGAUCAUUAGUUAGACAUCAAUUUCUAGAAUUAUUAAUUAGAUUAGCAAAGGAAACUUAUGUUAAAUAAGGAAAUUGUUAAAGUAUAGCUUAAGGAUUUGAAAAAAUGAUGUAAGGAUAAACAGGAUAAUUUGGUUUUAUUUUAGAUUAUGGUUGCUCUCAAUAGUGGAGAAAUGAGAGAUAUUGGACAUAAAUUAUGGAUAUGACAAUUCGAUUAAAAUUGCCAUUUCUUAAAUAAUUAUUUUCUUAUACAUCUAACUUUUCAAAUAAACCAAAUGCAAAAGAAAAAUUUAUUUCAUUUUAAGAUUUAAUGAUCUUACUCUAAAAUUCUGAAUUUUUACCUAAUUUAAUAAGUGAAUAAUAACUCUAUUUUAUUUAUUUACAAUCUAUCAUGAUGUAAGUAGAUGAAAUAACUUAAAAGAGACACUUUGAAAUGCAAUUUAUUGAGUUUAUAGAAGCUUUAGCUAGAAUUGCAGAGUUUAUAUCACCAAAUUCAAAUAAUUAUUAGAUUAAAUAGUUAAAUGCUAAAUAAAGAAGAACUCUACCUUUAUAUAUAAAAUUUGAAGGUAAAAUUAUAUUUAAUAUAUCAUAGGUCUAUUGUAUAUAUUGUUUUAUAGAAUAAAAAGAUUUGAUGUAGAUAUUAAUCUUAUAGAAAAAAGUGUAAUUAAGAGUCAUGAGAUAAAAAAAUUAGGAAUCUUUAUUGAAGAUAAUUAUAGUAGUAGUAGCAGCGGAGAAGAAGAUAAUGAAGUCUCAAAUUUAAGAUUAUCAUAUACAGAUCCAUAAAACAUUAUUAAUAGAAUGCUUUAUGAUGAUGAAUGUAGGUUAAGUUUUAAAGAUACAAUGAGUAACUAAAGUAGUGGAAAGAAAAGAAAGAAUUCAAUAUAAAAAUAAGAUUCUAUCACUUUAAAACGAAGUUUGUUAAGAAGAAAUACAUUUUAAAAUUAAUUGCAAUAAAUAAAAAUUGCUUAAUUAGAAAAUGAAAUGGCUGAAUUAGCUGAAUAUGAAGAGAGUACUCCUUUAAAUAAGUUAAGAAUUCAAAAUCGUAAGAUUACAAGGUCAAAAUAUGAUAUUGUUCUUUGA
Paramecium pentaurelia is the source of this 3460-nucleotide messenger RNA. NCBI's taxonomy places the organism in Eukaryota, Ciliophora, Oligohymenophorea, Peniculida, Parameciidae. The record is from the annotation of a GenBank genome assembly.